GAAGGGAGAGAGAGAAACAUCGAUGCAACAGAGAAGGCUCAAUUGGUCGCCUCCUGUACACACAUGGACCAGGGAUGGUUUGCACCCGGAUCAGGGACUGAACCUGCAACCUAGCCCACAGGUCCUGCCUCCCCAGGAGCAAGAAACAUCAAGUGAAGGAAUGAGGGAAGAAAGAGGAGGUUCUUUGACUUGGAUAUCAUCAUUUCUGGGGACAACUUUAACUGGACACCUAGAUUUCUGCUGCUAAGAACUUCAUGGCAGAUGCAGAAGAGACAAAAGGCAUAGAAUCCAUGUUACUGAGUAUUUCCUGAGCACAGAAGAACAUGAUGGAAGCCCAGGAGUUGCUGACAAUGGAGGAUGUGGCCGUGGAGUUCAAUUGGGAGGAGUGGCAGCUCCUGGACCCUGCUCAGAAAGACCUGUAUCGGGACGUGAUGUUGGAGAACUAUCACAAUCUGGUUUCACUGGGAUACCAUACUACCAAACCAGCUGCACUGUCCAAGUUGGAACAUGGAGAAGAACCACAGAUAACAGAGGAUGAAAUCUAUAAUAUAAGCUGUGCAGAAAUCAGGAAAGUUGACAGUUGCCUGCAAGAUCAUUCUCACAACCAAAAGGUUCAGAAGAACAUGCAACAAUGCAGUGAAAGGAAUGCACCUAGAAAUACUAUUCAUCUGAACAAAACAAAUAUGACCAUAAUGCAAAAUCAUAUGUUGGAAUUAUGUAAGAAAGCUUUUAAAUCAAGGUUAAGUUUAAUUAACCAGAAGAGAAGAUAUGAGGUAAAGAACCCAGCUGAGUUUAAUGGACAUGAGAAAUCCUUUUUCCAUGGUAAUCAUGAACAAUGGUACCCUGAAAUUGAAAUCCCUGAAAGUGAAAAACACAUCACCACUGAAUUCCGAGUCUUUAAGCAACAAAAUACUCAUAAAAUAGAGAGGUCCCAAGAAAGCAUUGAAGGUGAGAAAGCCUGCAUCAGGACACCUUGGCUCAUUUACCAUGAGGGCAUUCAUACAGGAGAGAAAACCCAUGGGUGUGAUCCAUGCGGGAAAUCCAGAAAUUUCAUGGUCACUAAACAUCAGAAAACUCAAUCACAAGACAAACUCUGUAUAACCAAUGAAUACAAAAAGGACCCUCCUGUGAAGAGUAGUCUCACCAGACAUCAGCAAACCCAUUCAGGAGAGAAAUACUGUGUUUGUAGUGACUGUGGGAAGAGCUUCACUAUGAAGCGCUAUCUGAUUGCACAUCAGCGAACUCAUAGUGGAGAGAAACCUUAUGUGUGCAGUGAAUGUGGGAAAGGCUUCACUGUGAAGAGUAAUCUCAUUGUGCAUCAGCGAACUCAUACAGGGGAGAAACCCUAUAUAUGCAGUGAGUGUGGGAAGGGUUUCACCAUGAAACGUUAUCUUGUUGUUCAUGAGCGAACUCACACUGGAGAGAAACCCUAUUUAUGUGAUGAAUGUGGAAAAUGCUUUGCUGUGAAGGGUAAUCUCAUUGUUCAUCAGCGAUCUCAUACAGGGGAAAAAUCUUAUAUAUGUAGUGAGUGUGGAAAAGGCUUCACCGUGAAGCGCAAGCUCACUAUACACCAGCGAAUUCAUACAGAAGAGAAAUCGUACAUAUGUGAUGAAUGUGGAAAUGGUUUCACCACAAAGCACACUCUUAUUAUUCAUCAACGAAGUCACACAGGAGAAAAACCCUAUGAGUGCAAGGAAUGUGGGAAGGCUUUUACCAGAAGGUCAGGGCUUAAUAAGACAUGCCUCAUACUACAUUAGAUAUUUUACCCAGGAAAGACUUCCUUUGCAUGUACUGAAUGUGGAAAAUUCUCAUUGAGCAAAAAUGAUCUCAUUACCCAGCAGAGAAUUCACACAGGUGAGAAACCUGAUAAGUGUAAUAAAUGUGGGAAAGCCUUCAUUACAAAGACAGGUGUCAAAGUUCAUAAAACAAAACACACAAGAGCGAGGCCCUAUGGGGGCAGCGAUUGUGUAAAAGCUUUUGCCCACUUGUCAGUUCUUGUAAAACAUAAGAGAAUUCACAGGCAGUUACUUUGGGGAAAGCCUGAGUACAAGUGUCAGGAUAGAAGCCAAUUUCAGGAGCUUCUCACCUUCUCGCUAACCCCGGCUAUUGGUGCCAAAGUCGAGCCUUACCUUCUGUACGGUGGUCGUACGUCCAACAUGGCGGCCCCCGUGACGGCAACGUGUAAUGGGCGCCGACAUGUUGCCUUGGAAGGGAAUUCGGAAAUUGCCCGCGCUUCUUGA
Messenger RNA from Pteronotus mesoamericanus, 2240 nucleotides. It is a transcript of the gene ZNF614, whose product is annotated as zinc finger protein 614. Lineage: Eukaryota; Metazoa; Chordata; Mammalia; Chiroptera; Mormoopidae. Gene Ontology annotation, molecular function: DNA-binding transcription factor activity, RNA polymerase II-specific; RNA polymerase II cis-regulatory region sequence-specific DNA binding. The transcript has 7 exons. Gene Ontology annotation, biological process: regulation of transcription by RNA polymerase II. The record is from RefSeq and is a predicted model, not a curated record.